AUGGAGGCCGAGGGCACCGAGGCCCCCGGCAUCUUCAAGGGGGCCCCCGUGAUCGUCCGGGGCCUGCGGAGCGCGCCCGAGCACAACGGGGCCAGGGGCACCGUCACUUCUGGGCUCUGGGACAACGGCCGGUACGAGGUCACGCUCCCGCGGGAGCCCGCCGGAGAGCCGAGGGUGCUGGCGCUGAAGCCCGCCAACCUCGAGCUCGACACCGAGGCGCUCCAGGAGUACGUCCUGCGGAAGAGGGCCGAGGCCUCGAGCCGUGGCAGCGCUCUGGAGGACGUGGCCCUCGUCUGGGCGAAGGGGAAGGGCCUGUCCAGCAAGGCCGUGAGCUCGAGGAAGGCGGAGGUCCGUGGGCUUCAGCAGGGAGAGGUCCUCCUCCGCGUGGACAAGUUCGCCUUCGGGCACAUGGCGAUGGGCUACCUGAUGAAGGGCUUCACGAGGUCCUUCGGGGCCUACCACAACUUCUACCGCCAUCCAGAGGACGGGCUCUACCGCUCGGGCUGCUGGGGGUUCGCCACGGUGCUGGAGUCCCGUCACCCGAAGGUGGCGGUGGGCACCCGGCUGUACGGCCUGCUGCCGCCCUGCCGGUUCCAGGUGAUGCCAGUGGGCGGCAUCAUCCCUCCAGGCAAGAACGGCGAGCCCGCCGUGGUUGAGGUCACGAUGGAGGGCCUGCCCUACAACAUGAGCCGGUUCCAGGAGCUGCAGGUUGUGGACAGUUGUGCCUCCGACGCUCACCUGGAGGACUGGAAGGCCGUGACCAAGGAGCUCUACACCAUGGCGUUCUACAUGGACGAGCAGCUCCUCGUCGACACGGGCAUGAUCAACUCGGUCCUCAUAUCGUGCGCUUCCUCGAAGACGGCGCUCGCCCUGGCGUACUGCCUGCGGAUGCGAGAUAUGCGCCUCGUCGUCGGACUCACGUCCCAGGAGCACCUGGGCUUCGUCAGGUCCACGGACCUCUUCCACGAGGUGUAUGCCUACGAGGAGGUGGCCUCGGUACCCAACAGCAGCACGACAGUCUACAUGGACUUUAGGUGCGAUGGGCAGCUGAGGCGCGACAUCUGCCAGAGGAUGGGCACGAACCUCAUGUACGCCAUGGUGGUGGGACCAGCGGUGUUUCAGAGGAAGCUGAAGGACCAGCUCUUCGAGGGCCAGAAGUCGCGUGAGGUGCUCUUCGACGAGUCCUCGUGGAGAGCGAGGCGGAAGAUGGUCGCGGAGGUGACCAAGACGGAUCGCAACGAAAGGCUCCGGUAUUCGCAGACGGCCUUCAUCGAGCGCCUUCAGCGCUUCGUCAGGCUGAGGUAUGUCAGCGGCGUUGGGGCGCUAGUGAAGAUUUACGACGCCCUGUACAACAAUGAGGCGUCUCCUGCCGACGCCUACGUGUGCACGCUGCACGAGGGCGAGUUCGAGGGCGAGGAGGAGCUCUGGAACGAGUGA
Molecule: messenger RNA, 1437 nt
Organism: Prorocentrum cordatum
Lineage: Eukaryota; Dinophyceae; Prorocentrales; Prorocentraceae
Source: the annotation of a GenBank genome assembly